AUGAGAACAGCGACGUUUUCGCUGUUUUGGAUCUUUGCUGUGGUAGAGACUUUAGUGCUUCAGCCACGUCUGAACGUAACAUCUUCUCAGAUCGUGUCUUUGGACGGUGAGAAUUGGACUCAUCAGAGUCCUGAUCACCUCCAGCAACAUCCAACAGAAGAAGAAGAAGAAGAAGGAGAGCUAAAAUGGGAGAAAGAGCCAGGAACCAUGAUUACUAUAACAAUAACAGAGGAAGAAGAGGAAGAAGAUGAGGAACUAACUGAGGAAGAGAAUCGAGGUGUAGCUCCGUCUGUAACUCUAUCAGUAGACGCUUCACUUUCUCCUCUGUCUCCUUCUCAGUAUUUCUCAUCCACCAUCAUUCCGUCUUUGAUCACUACCUCCGUCACCACACAAGGUCCUGUAGACAUGACACAGAUUAAUCUUGAUGCUGAAGACCAAAAUACAUCUCUCUCGGUUACUCCCACAAGUCACUUUUCAGCUCUAAAGAACACAUCUACGCUAUCAUCCAAUCAGAACAGCACACAUGUCAAUUCCUCAUUGGAUCACAUUGAAAGUUCUAAAGAAACCGUAGAUGCCGCUCCAACAGCAAAGGCAGCCAGGGCUGGACCUACUGCUUUGAGCUUACCCAGCACCUUCAAGACCAAACCAAAGAACAAAGACAAGCAAAAAACCAAGAAAAACAAACUUCAGAAGAAAGAGAAGAAUGUGAAGGAGAAGAGAAACAAACCUAUGAAAAAUUCAAAGCAAGGGGAAAGGCUAAAACAGAAGAAAGAUCAGCUAACUCCUACCCCAUUCUUUCCAUAUUUUGAAGAUCACUACUGCCCACCAGACUGUUCUUGUUACGGGAGGGUGGUGCAAUGUUCAGACAAAGGGCUAGAAAGGUUUCCCUAUGGUAUUCCAUUCAAUUCCCGUUACAUCCUUCUUAUGAACAACCACAUCAAGAGCAUUCCGCUGGACCUGCUUUCAGAGUACCUUUCUAUGGAGUUCCUGGUGCUGAGCAACAAUCGUCUGGUAGACAGUUCUAUCAAAGGUGCCUUCGAAGGCAUUCAGGCACUAAAAAGGCUGUAUUUAGACCGGAACAUCCUCCAGAGUGUCCCUAAUGACCUUCCAGCCUCACUGGAAGAGCUCCGUCUGGAUGGGAACAAGGUGAAAGUGAUGUCUGAGGUGACCUGGUUUCGUUGCCCUGGCCUGCUCAUUCUCAGCUUGAACAACAAUAGUUUAGAAAGUAUCUCCUCUUCAUUCCCUGUUGGAGUUUUGUCUCCACUAAGCAGCCUUCGUACACUCAGCCUCUCCCACAACCUUCUUACCUCUGUCCCCUUGCAUCUCCCUCUUAGCCUUCAAGAGCUUUACCUCCGUGGUAACCUCAUCCAACGCUUCCAGCCAGGAGUUUUUAAUGGCAAGGCACAGCUUCAAGUGUUGGACCUUAGUGCCAACAGGCUGACUAACAAGGGUUUGGGAAAAGGUGCACUAACCAAUGCCAUUUACUUGGAGAGUCUCAACCUAGAAGGGAACUUCUUGAAGCAAGUCCCUCGUUACCUACCACACUCCCUAAAGACCCUUAACUUAGAGGGAAACUCAAUCUCGAGCAUCAGCAAGGCCAUGUUUCUCUCACUUCCACAUCUGGAGCAUCUCGGCCUAGCUCGCAACAAGAUCUCCAAGGUGGUGCCUGGAGCAUUUCGGGUGCUUCCUUUGUUGCACCAGCUGGACCUUAGCCACAAUAUGCUUCACCAGGUCCCACGUCAGCUCCCAGCUUGGCUCGUUUAUAUUGCGCUUAACCAUAACAAGAUUCAGACGAUUCCACGUGAUGCAUUCUGCUCGUUCAAAAAAUCAGAAGCAGCCAAAAGUCGACUGGUUAAGGUGCAGCUGGAGCACAACCUGGUGGACUUGGGAAACCUGGACAGCGUGGCUUUCAGCUGCCUAAGAGGAUUUCAGGUGGUGCAUUUUUACUGAUUGAAACAACGGUACAAACUGAUAGAAAGCAAAACAAAUAAAUAAAUAUACAGUAAUAGGCAGGUUGUACCAAAAAGUUAGCGAAUUCAGAAGUACAGGUGAUAACAGUCCUUGGGUACCAAAGUGCAACAAACCCUACGAGUGACACAAAGGGUAGCAGC
Messenger RNA from Tachysurus vachellii, 2111 nucleotides. RefSeq names its product wu:fc23c09. The coding region runs from base 1 to 1950 and encodes 649 amino acids. Gene Ontology annotation, molecular function: protein binding. The record is from RefSeq and is a predicted model, not a curated record. The transcript is spliced from 3 exons. NCBI's taxonomy places the organism in Eukaryota, Metazoa, Chordata, Actinopteri, Siluriformes, Bagridae.